GAUUGAGAGACUUUAGGCCCUUAAAAUCUAGAUUACAAAGAUGGGACGAACAGUAUAUGCUGAAGAACAAAUAAAGGACUUUAUAGAUAUUCUUGAUGCUUCUGGAAAAUGUAAUAUAGGCAUGAUUGUAGGUCAGCAGAAUAGUUCAAGUAAGGAUCAUGUCAUAUUAUUGGUUCCCACACCAAAUUCAAAUGGAGGAGAAUUUAAACCAGAUGCUAUUGAUGAACAAUGGAUCUCCCAGCACUCAAUACAGGUGACAAGAAUGAUGCCUGGUGGACUGAAUGUGAUUGGCAUCUUCGUCUGUGCGACACCUGAACAUCUGAAGACAUUACAACCAAAGCUAAGACAGGCGGUGUUUGCUGUGCAGAAACACAUGAAACGAAAAGAGAUUGUAAAGACAGCUGACAAGAUCACUGAAAGAAUUGUGGUACAGAUAUGUGCUGUAACAAAAAAAAUCACAUGUAGAGGCGUCGAUGUUGCUGAUCCAAACAGUGUAAUGAAACCAGUAGACUGGAAGUUUCAAAGCUCGCUCAACAAAUGGCCGCUUGUGACCUCUGUCCUUCAUGUAGAUUUAUCAAUACCUGUCACUAUGACAACAGGAAAAUCUGCACUUUUGAAAAAAUUUCAUAAUGGCUUAGCUCCAUUUUUAAAUUCAAUUCAGCAAUCAAUUUCAACAGUAAAUGGUGAGCUAAGACCUGGGCAAAAUCCAUUAGAUAAACAGUCCAAGUCAGGAAAGUCAGGAAAGAAGGGAUCUAGUGCAAGCGGAGGAUCCAGGCAGGUGUAUGAGGUGAAUCUCUUUAAUAAAAUGGUAUGCGACAAUUACCAGGUAGUGAAAUCAGAUUGUUCAGCUUGUUUUCAUUUACGAGGAAGUUUACAAUGUCGUGCAUACGUCAACAAUAAAGCUACGGUAGAUAAUGCAACACAGGCUCUAAAGGAAGAUGCAAUAAGAAGUUUACAAGCUCGAUGUGACCUGCUAGUGGAUGACCUCAUACAGAAUCCAGAGGACACUGAGGGCAGUACAACUCCUGGUUUCAACAGAGCAACUGUAUUACCACGGAGGGUGUUUACACCAGUUCCUGGAAUGUCAAUUGAUGCAUGUGACUACAUGUUUCCUGACGAGUCAUCAGCUGACUGCCUUGAGAGGUUUUCAGAAAUCCUCAGCUUAGAUACGACAACAGACAUGUUAGACUUCACAUCAGAAACCGUACCAGAUAUUGACGAUCUUAGUCAUGACACAGACAAUGAAGAAACAAUUCCAGUUGAUGAUAGGAAUGUUGGAAGACCUACUAGCAAAGCAGGAAGAGGAACAUAUAUAGCUGCUGCCCUCAGCUUAUCAGGGGCUGCUGUCGCAGCCUUGAUGUCUUACCUAACCCUGGCGAAUGAUUGACAAGGCAAUGAUCAAAUGUGUGCAGAUGGGAUCCAGUUCCUAGGUCAAGUCAAUGUGUGCAGAUGCAAGGAAGUGCCUGGCUCCUGUAGGUAAUGCGUACAGAUGGGUACCUUUUCCUAGGCCAAACUAAGCUGCUCACUGGCUCCCAAUCACAUGGUUGCCUCUACUGAAUCCUGAGAAAUGUGUUCAUAUUAUAAUUUUUUAAGUACACUUGGUUAAAAUAUGCAUUUUUUUUGUAAUAUUUCUAUUUGCUUAUCUCCUUAUAUUGUUUAUAACAUUUUUCCAUAAGCUUGCAGUCUACCUGUUAUUAACUACAAUUACCCGAAAAAUAAGAGCAGCAGUGUUAUGUAUAAUAUUUCAAUGGGACCAUCUCAUCUUUUAUAAUUGUCUAGUUUCUGCAUCCAUUUUGAAGGUUAAAAUUAUAAAAUAUUUUAUAGAAGGGGCAGUUGUAACAGGUAGAAAGACAAAAAUGGGUAAUAUGAAUGUGACCAUAUCCCAGAUUCAGGAUAUUUUGGUACUUAUGAAUUUUUUUUUUUACGUACACAGUAAUUCUGGUUAAACAAAAAAUACAAAAGAUACAGUUUAUAGGAUAUCAAUGCAUUCAAUGACAAACAAUUAAAAACAAAAAAAAAUACUAAUUGCAAUCUAUUCAAAUUCACAUUCAUUCAUUAAAACCUCCAAACAAGGAGAAGAUAAAACAUACUGUUCAUACAUUAAAAAUACAUUUACUAAAUUAACUAAAUUGAAUAAUGAAAACACUAUGAAAAGGAGAAGUGUCCUGCAUAAGUGACCAAUAUAUCAACAUGAGGCACACCAUCGGCAUUUGACAGUGUUACCAAAAUGACUUCAGCAGCAGCCCCAUGAGAUCAAGGUGAUUGUUGCCUGUCAUUACAUGAAAUAAUUAAUUUGCAUUUAGAGUUUCAGAUACAGUUUACGCUAAUUUAUAUUAGUUAUAGUCACAUUUUUCCAACCUAUAUACAUAUAUGCUACAGUAAAUGUACAAACAUCUACUAAACCAUGACAUUGUAAGAGAUCUAGUUUUGGCCUUUUUUUUGCACACCCUUGCAUUAGUUUAUCACAGAUGAACACUGGUAGACAGGCUGGAGAGUUUCUGCUGCAGUUCUUUCAGUCAUUGUUACUUGAACAAUUAAUGUUCUCACUCUGUAAUAUGGCAUAAAACCACCAUGACACUUCUCCAUCCAACACAGAACUUUGGUGAUUCGUCUGUACUCAAACUAUGAGCCACAGCUUUGGAAUCGCCAACAUUACUCAGUGUCGCGUGUCUAGAUCGCCCACCCUUAGGCUAAUAUCACACCAAGACUUUAUAGAACACAAAACACCAUUUCAAUCAAUUUUAAUUCCAUGAACAAUUUUAAUUAUGUCUAUCACAACGAUGUCAUGCAUGUUCAGCAUCAGUAUACAAUAUACAUGAUAUAAAUACAAGCAAAUUAUACUAUGUAUAUCCAACAACUAUAUCAGUCUGAUUAUAGUAUGUAUGAUAAUCAGACAUAGUUCAUCCAGUCAACAAACCAUUGUCUCUCCAAUAAAUUAUCAACUAUAUUAAGCAAGAUAAUCAGACAUGGUUCAUCCAGUCAACAAAUAUUGUCUCUCCAAUAAAUUAUCAACUAUAUUAAGCAAGAUAAUCAGACAUGGUUCAUCCAGUCAACAAACUAUUGUCUCUCCAACAAAUUAUCAACUAUAUUAAGCAAGAUAAUCAGACAUGGUUCAUCCAGUCAACAAACUAUUGUCUCUCCAACAAAUUAUCAACUAUAUUAAGUAAGAUAAUCAGACAUGGUUUAUCCAGUCAACAAACUAUUGUCUCUCCAACAAAUUACACUAUACCCACAAAUUACAUCAAUCGAUAUAGAAUGAAUAUAAUAUGAUAGACAUAGAAAAAUAUAAAUAAAAUCAAAGACUUCCCACUACAAGACCCCGUACUCUGUGUGCCUCGACCACUACGCUAAAGACACCCAACUCUGUUUCACCGCUCUGCCUUGCCUCAUGGGUCGCGAACACCAUGUAUCACUCAGCUAGGCCUACAUUACUUUCAAGUGAUGAGCAAUCCGUACCAAGGAGUCAGCCUUCAAAUCAAAAUAACAAAUACAAAAAUACGAGAACAAGAUAUGCAUAUGAUACAAUACACUUCAAGUGGAAUAUUCCAAUGAUUUGUAAUAACACGAGAACAAUUAGGCCUAACCUAUUACGGCUAGCUCAGAGGAAUGCAAUGCUCCAGUGUCCGGUGAAACACACACAAUAACCCAAAAUUAAACUCCAAUAAUUUCUAAUAGGCGCCUAGCACGGAAUCCGCCACCGCAUAAAUGCUAUUCUUCGCCUCACAUGGUCCUACAACACAACGGCAGGCACACACUGUGCAGGGAGACAUAUGUUUACUUGACAAUCGACACUGGCUUCACAACGUUAUAUACCACCUCAUUUACAUAUUAGCUACCCAUGUGCAUAUCGUAUCGCAUUUUAAUAUCACUGUUUUGGAUUGGCAAACUGAUGAUUUCGUGACACUCAGUAUGAGUGGAUUUGUGGAUUUCUAUUUGUGGAUGGUAUCAACUGUAGCUGCGCUAUGCAGCAUAAUACCAUGCUCCUUGCUAGCAUCUUUGCAUUUAUUACGUUUUUUGUUCCAUGCUGCCAGAUGCUAAAGUUUUUAUUACAUAUUGUUUUAAGAUUUUUUUAUAAAAACCUGGAUCUAAUUUGCAUAAUGAGCCAUGUUGACAAUAUUUAUUCAUUACAAGAAAAAAAAAGAAUGAAGCCACUGCUCAGAGACCAAUUAAAAAUAAUCUUAAAUCCAUUCCUAUUUUCUUUCACAUUAUUAAAACCCUUCACUAUCUUGUUUGCAUUUAGUUGUUUUUUUUUUUACUUUUUUUUUGCUGUAUUUUUAUAGAUUAAGUUUAGUUAAGGGGAAGCUAAUCAUAUGCCACUAGUCAUGAUUACUAUGUGGCUGUCUGGCGUUCCCAGGUAAUAUAUUUACUGAAUUUUCAUAAAA
Anneissia japonica is the source of this 4382-nucleotide messenger RNA. RefSeq names its product protein odr-4 homolog. Bases 41 to 1387 code for a protein of 448 amino acids. The transcript is spliced from 11 exons. Lineage: Eukaryota; Metazoa; Echinodermata; Crinoidea; Comatulida; Comatulidae. Gene Ontology annotation, biological process: intracellular protein localization. The record is from RefSeq and is a predicted model, not a curated record. Gene Ontology annotation, cellular component: endomembrane system.